AUGGCUCCGUCGCUCACCCAAGACACUACCAGCACUGGAGAAUUUUCCUUCCCAGUUCAGAAAUCUCCACCAUCAAUUCGUGCAUCUAACCCCAGUACCUAUGAUGUUCACCACCAAAAGUUUACAAACGAGAGUCUUCCGAAAAAUGCUGAAGGCUGGCUUCGAAGGGCAAGUCUAGUAUCCGAAAUUCUCGCUGGGGAUGCAGCAGCGAGAGAUAUCGAGAACAAGUCCCCCAAGGGAGAGAUCUCCCUUUUAAAGAGCUCAGGUCUUUUGAAAGUUUUAGGGCCGACUUCCUUUGGUGGAGGUGGCCAGACUUGGGAAGUUGGCUACAAAGUAGUUAGAGAGGUUGCGAAGGGGGAUGGAAGCAUUGGAAUGCUUCUUGGGUAUCACUUACUGUGGUCUACCACAGCAGAUAUUGUGGGUACGGAUGAGCAGAAGGAACGGAUUCAAAGAUUAAUAAUUGAGAACAACUCUUUUGUUGGAGGUUCAGUCUAUCCAAGAUCUUUCAACGAUAAUUACUGACCCAUAAUAGGAGCGGUGAACCCUCGAGAUAAUGAUCUCAAGAUUACGGAUGAUGGAGACCAUGUGUUAUUUAAUGGCCACAAGCAUUUCAAUACCGGGGGUGUGGUCUCAGACUUGACGGUUCUUGAGGGUGUCCUCGAUGGCACCGAGCAUCAUAUAUUUGCACUCGUUAAAACAGAACAAGCAGGGAUUCAAUUUGCGGUAAGCCGAAACCCAAAAGCCACACUACCUCUCUUAUCUUACCAGCUACGUGCUAGCAUAACUGGGACAACGUGGGUCUUCGUUUGACAGAAAGUGGAAGUGUCAAGAUUAGUGAUGUUAGGGUUCCCUGGGCAGACGCACUCGGAUGGGAUGUUGCAACCAAAAAACCCGACCCAAAAGUUCUCAACAUUACUUUCGCCACCCUUCUUCUUCCCACAAUUCAACUAGUGUUUUCCAAUUUUUACCUCGGAAUUGCCAUUGGAUCGUUGAACUUCGCCGCCAAAUAUACUAAAAGCUCCACACGUGCUUGGCCAUAUGGUGGAGAUAACAAAGAAUCUCCAACUGAGGAGUUCUAUAUUCUCGAACGUUAUGGCAAUUUCUUCGCCCAUCUUAGAGCCGCAGAGGCCUUGGCUGACCGUGCUGGCUCUGAAAUAGCCGGUGUUUACACCAAGCAUGGCGAGAAGAGGGGAAUCACCGGGAGGGAAAGGGGGGAAGCUGCAGAAUGGGUAGCCAGCACAAAGGUGGUUACAACUGAUACCGCUUUGAGAGUUACAGCUGGUGUAUUUGAGGUCACCGGUGCUCGUGCUACUGGUAAAAAAGUUGGUCUCGACCGAUUCUGGAGAGAUGUGAGGACGCAUAGUCUUCAUGAUCCAGUGGCGUAUAAGAAUCGAGAAGUUGGCGAAUAUGCCUUACUUGACAAAGUAAGUCUUCUCGUUUAAUUUGUUUGAAAUCAUAUUGACUCUGCCAGAUACCUGAACCAACUUGGUACACUUGA
Messenger RNA from Hymenoscyphus albidus, 1498 nucleotides. NCBI's taxonomy places the organism in Eukaryota, Fungi, Ascomycota, Leotiomycetes, Helotiales, Helotiaceae. The record is from the annotation of a GenBank genome assembly.